Molecule: messenger RNA, 909 nt
Organism: Ustilaginoidea virens
Lineage: Eukaryota; Fungi; Ascomycota; Sordariomycetes; Hypocreales; Clavicipitaceae
Exons: 1
Coding region: 1-909 (302 amino acids)
Biological process (GO): tRNA processing
Cellular component (GO): nucleolar ribonuclease P complex
Molecular function (GO): RNA binding
Source: RefSeq, a predicted model, not a curated record
AUGAUUUACGAUCUCAACAUUGCAUGGUCUCCUGCCACAACGACCGAACGCCUCCUCCAGACGCUGUCCCUCGCGUCCUCCCUCGGCUAUUCCACCGUGGCCCUCAACCAGACCCUCGAGCUGCCCUUGCCCGCCAACCCAACAUCUCCCUUCCCUCCGAUACCCCCGUCCUCGCCGUCGCGCCAGCUGCCUUCAGUCCUCCUCAGGGCCACCCUCCCGCUUAGCGACCCCGCAGCGUCAAACUACCGCCUGCCAUCCCUGGCCAAGGUCUACGACAUCCUCGCCAUAAGGCCCCUCACCGAAAAAGCCUUCCAGAACGCCUGCCUAACGCUCGACAUCCCUAUCAUCUCGCUAGACCUCGCGUCGCAUUUCCCCUUCCACUUCCGCCCGAAGCCCUGCAUGGCGGCCGUCAGCCGCGGCGUCCGCUUCGAGAUAUGCUACGCACAGCUCCUCACGGCCGACAGCCGCGGCCGCGCAAACUUUAUAUCCAACGCUACGGGGCUCAUCCGGGCCACGCGCGGGCGAGGCAUUGUGAUAAGCAGCGAGGCCAAGGGGGCCAUUGCUCUACGCGGGCCGGCAGACGUGGUAAACCUCCUAAGCGUGUGGGGAUUGGCCAGCGAAAAGGGCAUGGAUGGCUUGCGCUCUAUCCCCAGGAGCGUUGUCGUCAACGAGGGCAUUAAGAGGACUGGAUUUCGUGGCGUCAUCAACGUGGUCCAGGUAGCGACGGAGGAGGAGCGCAAGGAUGAUGUUGCUGAAGGGUCGUCCCCAUCGGCGGCGGACGGGCUGGGCGCGGGGGGCAGAGGGGGGGAUGACCAGAAGCGCAAGCACGCCCUGGGAGAAAGCCAGCCGCUGAGUAGACGGCAGACCAAGAAGAUGAAGCUGGCUGCUCGCUCAGGAGUGGGUGGAUAA